GUCCCGGCGGGAAAGAUCGAAGGGAAAGGGUUCGAUCGAUCAAAGAUCUCUGGAUCACCAUGCCACCAAAAAAGAGCAAAGAGACAAAGGUAUGGUGUUUCCUGGUACUAAACGUGAUUCUGAUUUCUUAAACUCGUGUUUGUACGUGUCCAUAGGCGAAGUUCUAUGUGGGUAACGAUCAAUAUGUUUCUCGCCAUACAUUUGUUCGUUCAGAAAUACGUAUCUCGCGGACCAAGCGAUCAUUGUAUAGACAGAAAACAACCUCGUGCUAAUCAAAAUUGUUUGCAACGCUGCUAAACGUUAUUUUAUGUAACAUCAACUGCUUAGUAACGGCUCACUUGCUUUAGUGCACACAAAUCGACCAUGCAUACCGCCAUCUUUGCACUUUAGCGAUGUCACGUGGUUUCUAAGUAGGGAAAAAACCGGGGAGAAAUCCCAUAAAAAGUGACGGGGAUGCUCGUCGACUCGCUUAGGGAUGUAAAAUUGCAGUUUUUGGUCUUACAUAGUUUUUCGGGGAUGGAAAGCCACUAUAUUUGCCCAUUCUUAUCACUUAGGGCUGUGCAUAAAGAAAUUUACAAAAAUGCUGUGAUGUACAUGUAUGUUUUAGUAUGGUCUACUUUAGGGGCUGGUCAGGUUAAGCUUCAACUACACCCAGAUUGGUCUCCCUUACGGGUCUAGUUUUAAUUUUCCGAUGAGAAUCCCCGUCACUUUGAUAUGGAAGUUCCCCCUGGGGGAAACAAGUACUGUCGUAAAAUCUGUCAAUGCAAGCAAUCACAGUCAAGGUUAAAGACCUGCCAACUCCCAAGAGUCCCAAUCUCCUGGUUUUCUGGAGAAUAUCGUUCUGAAAUGAAAAGUUAUCUUUUUGAAUGAAACUGGAAAUUUCGUGGGGAAUGCUAGUGCCUGUUUAAGCCUUUAUGGCACUUUUUGGCCACCCGGAGAAAUCUCAGAUAGAUAGAAGGGGAUCAAGCUCCUAUACAAAACAUGUGCCAUGGCUUUAAUAUUUUGCUAGUGAGAAAAAGGAAAUGACCUUAAGAUAUGCUUGGUUGCCUUUGGAAAAUGGUAAAUAUAAUUGUUUAGUUUUAAAUAGGUGAGGCAUUAUUAGUCUUCUUUGCAACUGCUCUGGCAAGAGUCCCUCAAGCUUCCCGCCCCCACUUGGCUGCUUCAAACCGAUGUACAUUCCUUUCCUAAGAUACAGCCAAUCAGAGUGCGGCUUUCAUUUUCUUGUGAAUGCUCGCACCAUAAUUGUCCAUCACUCACCUUGCUCCUUUUAUUUGACUAGAUCGCAGUGUCUUUGGCAGAUCUCAACUCUUGUAGUAUGGAAAUUUGGUAUACAGGCUUUUAAUUUGCAUCAGAAAUUAGCAAUUGCAGAGUUAGUUGAAAGAAAAAUUAACAUUUUUAUUAAUUUUGCAGACUGGCUUCGGAAAGUCUCUAAUUUUUCUUAGCAUUGCUGCAAGUCACCGACCACACAUCAUUUUUAUUCUAUCCUGCAAGCAACACUUGGAGCUGAAACUAUCGUAUACCUGCCAACUCUCAUGCCUGCAGGUUGAAAACUUCGAUCUCACGCUUGCUGGCCAAUUUCUCAUGCCUGAUUGAAAAAUGUGAGUUGUUGCCGUCUUGCUUGACACAAUUUCCAAAAAUAUGUUAACUCAGACCCAUGUAAGGAACGAAAACCAUGUGUAAAAUGAAUAAAUGACAAUACCUUCCUCGUGAUCUCUGAUUUUGUGGAUAAGCGUUUUCUCAAUGACUUCGCCUUCGGCAGUCUUCGGAAGACUUCCGACUUCUUCGGACGACUUCGGACUUCUUCGGGAAUCUUCGGAAAUGAUCGUGUCGUCUUCAAUCCCAAGAAAAAAAUCUCACGCUUAUAUCUCAGAAAAAGUUGGCAGGUAUACUAUUGUCAAAACAUAACAGGAAAUUAUUACAUGCAUGGUCAAAAAAACUACGCGUACAUGUAUGUAGGUAUUCUGUUCCAAGCAUUUCAGAGAAAACCUAAGAAACUAAAAUCUUUAUUGAACAGCUAUUUAGCCGUAGUUAAGCUCAAAAAGCUCAAGGCUUUAAGAGAGGUCAAAGAAAAUCAGUGCUCAACUGCAUCUACAUGUAAGAUCAAAUCCUGUCAGAAAAAUCCACAGAAGUGUAAACCAGGGGAACAAAACAGACCAGCUUCAUGACCUCUAUUAAAAUGUCAUUGAGACAUAAAGUGCAGACUGUCAAAAUUUGCUGUAAUCAUAAGGUGUUCUUACCAGUAAUGAAACAAUGCACUAAUUAAGUGAAAAAAAAAACAGACACACACACCCAAGAAACAACAGUACAUGUGUAUGAUCAAAAAAUGAUUUUUUGGGGGAAUUGGGCUAAGUUCUAAACUAAUACAGUCGAACCCUGCUUUAUGGACCCCCACUCAUUAUGGACACCUCAUCAGACAGUUUUCUUUGUCCCUGGGGAAAGAAAGCCCCUUACAUUUUCCCUAAAUUCAAACCGCUCAAUACGGACAUUGAACUUUUAAUGUGGACAACUGACACUUUUUUCUUGCGCAAUGAACAGAUUCUCAUAUAAAGUCAACCUCACUAAUACACUGACACUUUAUUGUCCACUAUGUGCUGUAGUAAAUCUUUCUUCUUUGAAGGUCAAAAAACUUUCAAUUGACCUCAUGUCCAUGUUCCCAGCACUAUAGUACACCAGAUAGGAUGAAUUGGGGACGACUGAAUGAUGAUGAAUUUUAGACUAUUUCGACAUAAAUCAAGUUAUGCAGAGAACAGUUUUUGAUUACGCAAUAAUUUAUAAUGGGGGCUCUUUGUCGAGACUUUUGAGUGUUUUCUUGGACAUACAGCUGUAGUCUGCAGAAUAUAAUGGCUUGGUGAUGUGUAGAGAUGUUUUAAUAGUUUGUUGAUGCUAGUGUUCUGUUCUAUUUCUGUAGUAUUGACUAAAUAGAAAGUGUAUUAUUGACUUUGAUGACAGGACCAGGGUUGUCACUAAGAUUUCAAGUUGCCGGGUAAACACAACAAGUAGGCGGGGAAAUCAAACAGCUAGGGAUUUCUUUUGGUUCUAUUUUUCUUCUAUUUUCCAAUAAAAGUAGCCGGGGGCCACUCUCUUGGUAGCCGGGGAAAAUCCCCGGCCCCCGGCUCUUAAUGACAACCCUGCAGGACCCUCUUAAUAUGGACACCAUGUUUAUAUGGAUGCUUUCUAUGGCCCCUUCAUUGUCUGUAUUGGCAGGGUUUGACCAUCCCUUGGGGGAAGGGGAGGGGUACUCCCCUAUAAAAGUGACGGGGGCUGCUCGUCAGAAAAUGUUGAGAACACCCCUAAAAGGUACCAGAAUCUUGUUUUAUGGGCGUGACCCAAAUUCAUUUCAACCCCUAAGAGAUACCAAAUCAACAACAACAAAUUAUAUAACUGGAACUGCAAAUUUUAACAGUAAUUUAAAGAUAACUUGCAGACACUUUGUUCUCGAAGACUUUUUGAAAGUAUUGUCACAAAUCUUACCGAGACAACUCUUGCAGCAGUCAUUUUAGUUUUUGGCACCCUAAGCAGUACCAAUUCACAAAUUUAAACCCCUAAAAGGUACACGAGCACCCCUGUCACUUUUAUAGGGGAGUACCCCCCAGGUUGACUGUACACAGAAAAAUAAUCUGGGUUGGCAUAAUUCUGACCAAAGCUCACUUACAUGACUUGCAAAUGACUGUGUUUUAGAAUGUUAAGGGGAAAGGAAAACGUCCAGCCAAGAAAAGCAAAGCUAGUGAUGAUGAACCUGAAGCUAAGAAAUCUAAGAAAGAUGAUAGUGAAUCAGAAGACUCAAAUGUAGACAAUGUGGAUGAAGAAGAAACUGACUUUUCAUGUGCUACUUCAGAUAAGUAAGUAAACCACAGUUGUUGACUGUACAAUAAUUAACUCAUUUGGACCUCGGAAUUUUGCCGAAAAAUAUGUUUUUGAAGCUAGUUGAGCGGUUUUCUAGUCUGUCUGGCUAUAAAGAGCUAAAACUUACCACAAAGCUGUUUACAUGUCGUACACUUCUCAGCCUUCUGAUCCAGUUGUAAAAUAUUAGCUUGCAAAGUACAGGCAUGCGUAGGAAGCAAACUUUUGAGAUUGUUUUCGGGUUUAAAAGUGAUCAACACAGCAUUCUUGACUUUUUCUUUUCAGUUUCUCUCCUCCCUUCGUCAUCCUCUUUUCUUGGUUAAUAUAUAUUUUUUCUUUUGGUGGGCAUUUAGUAGGCUUCAGUUUGGUGGGAACGUUCUUGGGAAAGCUCCUAGGAUCUAAGGAUUAGGUGAAAGAGCGUCACCCUGCACAAGUUGGUUGACCAUUAAAACUGAUAAUGUUACAAGUGGUAGAAGGGAUGUGGAUCCGCCUGGGUAGUUACGGGCGGUUCAGGGAUGAUUGGGUUUAUUUUUGUUCAACAAAAUAUUGCAACACAAUAACAUAUUGGUGUGGUGCUUAUUCUGGUCCAAGGUUUUUUCCUUGCUACCAUCAGUAUGACCCUGUAGUAUGACUGUUAGUGUUUAUUUGUUAAAAGAAAACAUCUACAGAUCUUCACGUACACUGUAGUUAGGACAAGCUGCCAAGUUACUUACUAAAUAGUAACAUGUUUCUUUUAGAAAAUGGAACUUUAAGAUUUCUAGCUGGAAUGUAAAUGGUAUUAGAGCAUGGCUGGUAAGUAAAUUGAUACAAAAUACAUUUAGCUGUUCUCUUUUUUUGACCAAAAUUUUAUGUACUGCAACAUGUUUUUGUUUUGAAGGCUAACACUAAAUUUCUUUUCCUCAGAAAAAUGGCUCAGCAUCAUAUGUGAAAAAUGAAGAUCCAGACAUAUUCUGUAUUCAAGAGACUAAAUGCCAAGAGAAAGAUGUUCCCAAGGUUUCCAUCUACAGUUUAUUUUACUUUUGUUACUUAACACAUGUGGUUUAUUACACUGUUUACAUAUCUUCCUUCCUGGGGGCGGGGCGGGGGGGGGGAUUAUUGCAUAACAAGGCUGUGCUUUAAUUAACAAUUAAUGAAUGAGGCCGAGUAGGAUAUGAAGAAUUAAGCAGAUCAAGGAGGGUAUUAUCCACCGAGGCCAAAGGCCGAGGUGAAUAACACCCUCUGACAUCUGCUUAAUUCAUCAUAUCCUACGAAAGCCGAAUUCGUUAUUUGCUUUAUUAUUCAUUCAUAAUAAUACCUAGUUUAAAAACGUAGCUAAAACAUGCUUACCUGCAUCAAUGUUAAGUUUAUCUUCGAUAGUGUACGUUUAGAUUUGUCCAGUUCCAUAAAUAUUCUCCAAAUAGCAGAUGUCGCCCUCUGAGUUGUCUUCUUGCUGUUUUCGCUAUGUUUUUAGCCAUUAUUUCGCCUAGUUUCGGCUGUAGUUCUUACUCUUGAAAUGAGUGAAGUGUCCGCCAUUUUAGUUGUCACAACAAAAACAACUCAACGUCAUCCCCAGGUCUUCUCGGUUAACGGUGCAUUAACCUGUAGAGGUUUGCAUUUUUGACGUCAUUUCCUCAUUAAACACAAAAUUCUUCCAAAUUUGGUCAUUAGUAACUGGUUAUGGUGAAUUAUGCGUGUGCUUUUAGCCAAUCAGAAUUGUGGAAAUAUUUUGAAUGAACAAUAAUAAAAUAUUAAUAUUGAAGGGAGCCCAAUGUUUUCAACCUGUGAAACCCAGGGUGCCCUUAUAGCACAUGUUUUUUUAUGAUUAAAUAUUUUCUAGUUUCCCAAGAGCAAAUGUUUGACUGUACCAGGGACCACUGGGUGCCACUAGAGCAUGGGUCAUCAUUGCUGUAAGGGAAAGAAACUCUUGGAUUUGUACCAAAGCUUAAAAGUGAAUUUCAGUGCAUUUUGAGCGAGCAGGAGAAGAAUUUGACUCAUGAGAAUGGAAUCUUUAAUUAGCCAUAUUUGCUUUACUAAUAAUUAUUUUCAAUCAGAUUUGUUUUCAUGGAAAAAACGUUUUGCACUAAUACAUAUCCAACAGUUUUUAGAAUUAUGCUAUUUAAAAACGAUUAUUUUCUGUGAGUAGGGGGUGCUUUCUUGAUGAUCAGGUGGCAAUUUUUGCCAGUCACUGGAACUUCUGGAGAACCCCACCUUUUUUGGUACUGUCUCUUACCUCAAGCUUGCAGCUUUUUAUAGAUUCAGUUCUGUUUCCCCCUUUUCUGAAUGUGAUGAUGUUCCCCAAUAAUAUUAUCUUAUUAUUUUUUAGCCAAAGCCGUGUAAUAUAAAAUUCUUGUAUUUGUUUUGUUUGUUUCUCUUAUUGACCUGUUUUGUUACUGACAAGUCUUAAUUUUGUGCUGUUUUAGGAGGUCAGAUUUCCUGGAUAUCAUACCUAUUGGGCUGAAGCACAGACAAAAGGUUACAGUGGAGUUGGGUGAGUAUGUAAAUCCAAUAAAGCAUUAUUUUUCUAAAGUGAAAAGUAUUGUUUUGUUUGUCAAACGUGCAAGUCUUUUGUACAGGUCCAACGUCUGAAAAUAAUUUCAAAACACAUAUCUCUUUAAAGUCAUUCUUAUUUAGAAUAAUAAUAAUAAUUUUUAUAAUAUUAAUAAUGAUAAUUAUAGUACUUUAAUUAUCCUUUUGAUCUCCCCUUAUGGGGCUUUUCAGGGAUAAUGAAACAAAUGAUUUACUGUAAAUGGAACAUAACAUUAUUAAAACAACCAACUGGUAGGAGGUGAACCAGUUGGCAAAAUCUAGGUAGUGGCCAGGGCAGGACAUGAACUUGGGGCCUCGGAAUUACAAGUCCAGCAUUUUAACUGCUCAGCCACCCUGAAUGACAUGGAGUGCAAAAAAAUUUUGAAAUUUCCUGGGUUUGAUUGGUUAGCCAUGUGACAUUGUGGAUUAUUGUACAAUGCAUAUUUAAAAAAUUUGCUACCUUUUACAAGAAAAGGCCAGGGUUUUUGUUUCACCCUUUGUACCCUCAGUUACUUGAUUUCAAUUAGUGGCACCCUAUCUGGGGCUGGAUACUCAGAACUGAUUCUCCUCUUUUUAGAACCAGCUUUUUUACGGCAUUUUAGUGCUCAUGUGCUUUCUUUGAAUAUGCAUUCCAAAUAAUUAUGUAGGUUGUUAGCUUAUCCAUGCUUGCCCUGCAAACUGUAUGUUGUCAUAAUUUUUCUUUUUAUUUUUUUAUAGUUAGAAAUGCAUUAUUAGAGUGGGCAUUGACAUGCAACACCAAAAAUUUAUGUAAUGACUGUUGUCAUGAAAGUACAUGCAGCCGUACAAAUUUAUUGCAAAAACAGUUCAAGAAGGCAGGACAUUUGUUCAAAGAAUGACUAGAGUGGUUAAAGCAUCCCAAAAACAUCCAUCAAGAGGCCAAUUUACUUGUACAAAGUCCAGUAUUCAGUUUAUGCAUAAAUUAUAGCCUCACUAAACACAAUAUCUCGAAAUUCCAUUACUGUAUUAUUAUGCUUGUGCAUAUGAAUCAAGGUUUUUUUAAAUUUUCACCUUAUAUUACCAGUCGUAAAUUUAUGUUAGGGCGAUGUUUUUAUUUGCUUUUUUUUCCAUAGGAAGUCUCUGCUCAGGCUAAAAUGAUUGUGUUUGCUUUCAGAAGGCUAGCUCUUUGUUGUAAAGCCUAUUCCAAGUAUACCACAUACACCAAAUCAUUGUAGUAAUUACAUUAAUUAUUAAAUUGAUAUUCUUUUGAUUAUGUAUUUUAUUUUAGACUCUGCAGCAAGACAAAGCCAUUGAAUGUAUCCUAUGGUAUAGGUCAGUUGAUAUGUUUUAGAUGUUGUAGCACUGUGAGGCUCAAGGUUUUCCUUUACUUGUCAUGUACAUGGAUUAAUAUUUUUUAAUAUUAUUUAUAUUUUAUUUACUCUGAACACUGACACAACGGUUUUUAUUUGCUCAUUUCUAAAUUUGAAAAAUGUCAACCUGAAUUUGCUAUGAACUUUAUUGUAAAUCUCUGUUAUUUGUGCAUUUUCCUGGAAAUUACAAUGUAAGUAUUAACAUUAUAAUAUAAAUGGUAUCUAAUGUAUGGUUAUGUAGGAAUAAGGUACUAAGUGUCUCCUGAUGCAAUCUCUAAUUCUCUUUUUGAUUGACAAACACAUAAAGGAAAAUUGAAAGGAGAAUCUAGCAGUUUAUCAGAAGUCACUUGGGAAUUAAUUGCUUGUACAGUCAACUUUCACCCUGCAGGAAUGUCUCUUUUACAGAUAAAAAUAAACAGCAAUGUCACUAUGUGUGGCAAAGAGUCAAAACGUAUCAUGUUUUUUUCAGGCAUUGCAGAGCAUGACAAUGAAGGAAGAGUUAUAACAGCUGAAUUUAAGGAGUUUUAUUUAGUGGCAUCAUGUGAGUAGUCUUAUACUAAUGUACAUCGCCAAAUGCUUACUAAUACAAGGGCUAUCACUACUGGUAUUAUUACUACAGUACUAUAGCUGUACAGUACAGUGUACUGCUGUGAUGUCAACGAUGACAACCACAUCCACUACCACAGCAUUCCCUCAUAGUUUAGCAAAAUCUUUAUUAUUAUUAUUAAUUUUUUUACAUUUAAAAGGUAACUUGUUGAAAAUAAAUGUUACCGUAUGUAUUCUUUUUAUUCUCUUUUAGAUGUACCCAAUGCAGGGCGUGGUCUUUCAAGGUAAGUACAGUUUGAAGAAGAAUAAGAAAGGGUCAAGGAUCAUUACUUCCACGUCAGGAAGACAGCCAACGUACGACACGUGUGGACCACAAGUGUCUUACGUUGGUUGAGAACAUAUAGAGGGCCACAGGUUUAACAGUUCUCGGAACUGAAUUUUCUUCUAACAAUGUCAGUACAUCAUCAACGGAAAAGGUUAUGAGAGUUCAAAAUGAUCACUUGUAAAAAAACACUCUGAUUCUUUGUCAAAUUCCAUCCACGAAUUCUUUAAGUUUUUUCUUCAGUUUGGAGAAUGAGUCAUAAGCCCUUUCGGAUAAAGGCCCCUCCGUUGACCGGUAUAAUAAGCCCUCCUAAGCCCCCACCCCACUACGAAAGGUUUAUAAGCGACAGUUUACGUUAUUCUAUUUUCUUCUGGUUGUCCCUCUCGUCAAAAACUAACAUGUCCAAAUUCUCAUUCGAUCUGGAAAGUGUGUCGCUAGUUGGCGACUCUUAAAAGUCCCCACUAAGGCUUAUCAGUUCUCGAUUGAAUUUAUCAAGCGUUUUUCACUUUACACGUCCUUGCCUUGUAGGCUUGACUACAGACAGGGUUGGGAUAAAGACUUCAGGGAUUACCUCAAGAAUCUGGACAAAAACAAACCUGUUAUACUGUGUGGUGACCUUAAUGUUGCUCACAAAGAGAUAGGUUAGUUUCUGGCUGUUAAUCCUGUUAAUCAAUUAUUCUUCUGUUUAAAAAAUACGUGCACACGAGGUUUUAUGUCUCCACCCAUAACCGUACCGAUAGAUUGGGAACAAGCUUUUCACACAACGAUUCCUGGGACCGAACAAGCGUUAGUUACAAUUUUUCAAUGUUUUCCGAACUAAGAAGUUCCCAUAAUAAGAUCCCAUCACCCUAAAACCUUUUAGACACCUUAUGAAGUUUACACAAAUUAGUAUUCCUUAUCGCUUCCACACUAUACAUCCACACCACUGGGGAAACCGAAGCCAUGAGGAAUACUAUGUUGUGUAAACUUCGUAAGGUUUCCAAGGGGUUUUAGGCCGAUGUAAACCAAUGCUAACCCCAUUAACCAAUAAUGGCUUGCAUUUUCUACCCAAGUAAUCCUAAAAAACUUUCUACCAAUUCUCCUGUAGACAGUAGAUUUUGGAGAACCCUUUCCAUGUCAAAACCGCUGAUAACUGAUAUUACAUUUAUUUUCUCCCUCUCCUUUCUUAAAGACUUAGAAAACCCAAAGACCAACACAAAAAAUGCUGGUUUUACAAAAGAAGAAAGACAAGGCUUCACUGAACUGCUGGAGGAAGGCUUUAUUGAUUCGUUCCGUCACUUUUAUCCUGACAAACCUAAAGAGUAUUCAUUUUGGUCUUAUAUGAGAAACGCCCGCGCAAAGAAUGUUGGCUGGUAAGCUAGUUAUAACGCGUUAUUAUUUGCGAAGUGUCUUAUCCAUACUUUAGCUUGACCAGCGGUGAGGACAAUGAGAACGUCAUAAAGAAAUAGAUUUAAUAAGCAAAACAACAUCAGUACUGUACAGUACCGCAAAUGAUCCCCAAAAUGGGCAGCAAAUGAUUCUCGACCGUAAAUGAUCCCUAAGAUGGACCGCAAAUGAUCCCGUGAAAAAUUGACGAAUGGAAUGGAUCUUAGUUGGAUAUUGGAUGAAGAAUGGGGUGUUUACAACGUAACCUUCGAGGGAAAAAAGGAACCUUUUCUUCUCGCCCUCUAAAGAAAAAAGGAAGGAGGACGCCGGAUCACAGGUUAAUUUAUACAGCGCGUAAAACAAAAAAGAAUAAAUAUGAAAAGGAUAUGGUAUCAACCGUGAUACAACUCACUUUGACUCUGAAGAUGACUACCGCACAGGUUGUCGAAACGUCAGUCACUGUCAACAACAACACUCCUAUUCAGGACUACGUUCACCCGGACGAUAAUUCUUAUUUGUCGUUUGCGGUCCAAGCUGGGGAUCAUUUACGGUCGAGGAUCAUUUUAGGUCAUUUUGGGGAGCAUUUGCGGUACUGUACAGUACUUUCGCAUCACAAGGCGCCUUUCGGUUCAUUCGGUUGCCAUCGCUGCACUACUAAACUUCGCACUUGAUGCCCGGGUACUGUGCCCGAGUACGGUACUCGCUCGGCAUUAAUCUAAUACAAGAGAGGAACUGCGGUCUUAAAUCGAUUCGUCCGAUAACAUUACAACACUCUACAACAUGGUAAACCUACUUCGCCGAGUUGUUAUUUUAGUUAACUUUGGAUUCCACAUGUGCAGUCACUGUCUUUCCAUGCUUGUUCCUUUUUGUUAGGCUUAAAGAACGACAAAUACAAAUCGGGCGAAUCGACGUAGUCUGGGCGAAUUGCCAUCUGGCGAAUUGACCUUUGGGCAAAACGACCCGAUACCCAAGAGAGAACCAUCUAGCUUAUUCUAUCUUGUCUAAUACCAUGUUGAAAGACUGAAGCAAGGGUAGUACAAACACAAAAAUAUGGGAAUAGAGCGACUUUCGUAUUACCUUAAAAUGAAAACGCGCGAACAAACAGAAACAACAAACGAACGGAAAUAGAUCGAUUUGAUUGGUUUGUCUAACGGAUACAAACGCGCGUGGCUUUUGGUUGGUUAAGCGAACCCCCGGGUGUAAAAACUUCAUGCUCGAAGAACUUUCUAGAAAUCAAUCGAUCCUUAGCUUUGACGGUUACACUACAACUCGAUUGGCUAAUCGAACAAUGUCUUUUACAUAUUAGGGUUUUCUUUGGCGGGAAAACCAGGAGUCCAUGUUUUGAUCUUUUCAUCCAUUGGCUGAUAAAACAAAUAACGAUCACUUACCGAAGUUUUCAAGGUCACACGAAAAUCGCUUAUAUUGCAGAGAAAAAGGCAUCGUACACAAAUUUUGAUGGGACGUACGAUCAUUCUCACAGGAGGGAAACUUCGUUUGCGGUCUCUUAUUGGGUCAAACUGUUUUCCAUACCAGUGGCGAAAGACACCGCUUGAUCAAACUCUCAGUUACUCAACUUGAGGCUGAGUGACACUUUAAUACGAAAGUAUCAUUCUCUAUCAAUACUCUAUUAUCACUGUGAUCUGCUCUGGUACUUACCAUUUACAGUGAAAACCCGAAAAUUCCGGUUGGAAAAUCAAAUGGUUCGUGCCAUUCCACUCAUUUUAGAUUGUUCAGCUGAUUUGGAUUGUAGCGGGUCGUUCUCCCACCAUGUCAAAUUUUCUUGUUUAAUGUUUAUGCACAAGAUUUCCACCCGGGUGGUUUGUUUAAAUGGUAAGCAUCCCUGCAGGGCUGCCUUUAGCGUAAACUCGAGAAUUUUGGUUAAUAAUAUGAUAACUUUUUAUUGCAGGCGUCUUGAUUACUUUGUGGUGUCCGAGAGACUGGUACCUAAACUAUCCGAUAGUCUGAUCCGUCAGCGUGUUAAAGGAAGUGACCACUGUCCAGUUGUUUUGCUGCUGGCUUUUUAGAAAUAGAUAUAGAAAUAACACUUAAAAAAUUUUAAAACCCUUAUCUUCUGUUUUGUUACCAUGUUAGCAAAGACUGCACAUUACCCUGCGCGACUAUUGUUGUACUGUUUUUAAUGUUAGGGGCAUACAAGAGUUAUGAUGGGUCCAAUUAAUGUAAUUGCAUGCUUUAUGACACUAUAAGCUUAGGCGUAAGUCCAUGUUUAAAAGACCUGUUCUCGCAUUCCUCUUAACAAAGGCACCUGCUUAAGGCUUGGGUUGACAAAGUAUCGGCAUUGAUUUGUAUGAAAUUGUCCACUUAAACUUGGAUCUGAAAGGUCUGUUCUUCCGCUCGAAAAUUAAAUUCAGUGUCCGCCGCUAGAUAUGAGUCAAACGUUACUACGAAUAAAAAGUUUGACUGCGCUUAGCGUCAACGUUACCGUUAAACUACAGGACAUUCUUGUUUGUAUGUUCAACUUUCGACGAUCUUUUUCUGUUUUCUUUCAUCAUAAUUAUUUGCCAUCCCUUGUUACGAUAGCAAGAUGAAAGGGAGUACCGUGUACACAUGGGGGUGGGGGAGCCGGUUCACCAUUCACUUUGGCCC
Messenger RNA from Porites lobata, 12510 nucleotides. The record is from the annotation of a GenBank genome assembly. NCBI's taxonomy places the organism in Eukaryota, Metazoa, Cnidaria, Anthozoa, Scleractinia, Poritidae.